Bathycoccus prasinos is the source of this 861-nucleotide messenger RNA. RefSeq lists its product with no specific name. Bases 1 to 861 code for a protein of 286 amino acids. Lineage: Eukaryota; Viridiplantae; Chlorophyta; Mamiellophyceae; Mamiellales; Bathycoccaceae. The record is from RefSeq and is a predicted model, not a curated record. The transcript has a single exon.
AUGGGAUUGUUAAAGCAAUACCGAGCGAAAGCGACGACGUUUAGAGACGGGAAAAAAGCGGCGGAUUUCGAGAGCAAAGAACAAAAUUAUACUUCCAUCAUCACGACAACGACGAAGAAACAACAACGCGGCGUGAACGAGGGGAAGAAUGGCUUUACUUCCUCUCCAAACAACAAAAACAACAACGGUUUUGAUAAAGGUGGAGACGCCAAUACGAAUAAAAAAUGGAAGUCAAAAAGAGCCGGCGCCAAAGAACGACGAAUUCGUAUAUUGCGUUCUUUACCACUCUCGAGAGCGCUGACGGAGCAAGAACUGGCGAAGAUGUUCAAAACGGUAUUACAACCGGUGCGAGCGAAAUACGGAGGCGCUGGAUUUGCUAAACCGAGCGUAUACGUGGACAUUUCCGACGAGUACUUUUCGGAAAAGUUCCAAGAACUGUUCGACGAGCACGUGGACGGUUUCGGCGGGAAAUCUCUGACGAAGAUGGGAAAGAAAAACGAGGAGAUGUUGUGGAAGCAAAGGUUAAAAGAGAAGCAGGGCAGAGAACAGUUCGUGGUUGUCAAGAGUCACGACGACGACGAUGACGAGGACAAUAGUAGUCAUAGUAAGAAACGACAGCGGCGGCGGCGGAUGAUGAUGAGUAAAAAAGGAGAAGAGGAGAAUGCGGCCACGCGAGGAAACGAGGACGAUAAAACGAAACCUUUUCUCAGUCGCAAACAGAGGAAACUCGCCUUGCAAAGAGGCGAAGUCGUUCUCGAGAGUAACCACAGUAGCGAUGAUAAAAUGAACCACCGCAAAGCGUCUUUUGCGAGUGAGUUGCAAAAGCAAGCUUUGCUCGCCGCCGCCGAGGCUGGCUUUUAG